UCAAAUUCAUGAAAUGUGCACAUAUUCAUAUUCCUUCUAAAUUUCACAUGAAACUUAAAAGACAAUUUCUAGCAUUAGUAACUCAAUACCGAUAUCAGAGUAAGAUGGAAGUUGACAUAUCAGGUCUGCGGAAACAAUGUAGGAGUAAGGAUGAUGCUUUCCUAGAAAAGGACUUAGUAUCCGAAGAGCCGAUUGGGCAAUUCAAGGCUUGGUAUGAUGAAGUGUGUGCAUCUAAAGAUAUCCUUUUCCCCGGUGCAAUGUGCCUUGCCACGGUGUCACAGGAAGGAUUUCCAUCUGCUAGAUACGUCAUAUGCACAAGCUUCAGUAAAGAUGGUUUCAAGUUCUUUACUGACUACAGCAGCAGAAAGUCUAAAGAAAUGGAUAAAAACCCCAACGUAGCGGCCACAUUCUACUGGGCUGCCUGCGACCGAUCCAUAAGAAUCGAAGGUCAAGCAGAAAAAUUACCUGAAGAAGAAUCCACAGGAGCGUUCAAGUCUCGUCCAGUUGACGCUCAGGCCGCUGUAUGGGCUAGCGCGCAAAGUAUUGCGAUUGAAUCGAAGGCUUUAUUAGGCGAGCGACAGAAUGAGUUGAUAAAUAAGUUCCUGGCUGAGAAAGAGGUGCCGAAACCAAGUUACUGGGGAGGAUACAUAAUACGGCCGAGUGCUGUAGAAUUCUGGCAAGCUCAAUCCAAUCGUCUUUCCGACAGGAUACGGUUCAGAAGACCGGAAGAUAGGGAAACUCCGGAUGGGAAACUGGUUCAUGAAGGCGAAGACGAUUGGGUUUAUGAAAGACUUUCGCCAUAAUGAGAGAUU
Cydia amplana is the source of this 812-nucleotide messenger RNA. Its product is annotated as pyridoxine/pyridoxamine 5'-phosphate oxidase-like. Gene Ontology annotation, molecular function: FMN binding; pyridoxamine phosphate oxidase activity. Lineage: Eukaryota; Metazoa; Arthropoda; Insecta; Lepidoptera; Tortricidae. The record is from RefSeq and is a predicted model, not a curated record. The transcript has 5 exons. Gene Ontology annotation, biological process: pyridoxal 5'-phosphate biosynthetic process; pyridoxine biosynthetic process. Bases 9 to 803 code for a protein of 264 amino acids.